Molecule: messenger RNA, 4995 nt
Organism: Leptinotarsa decemlineata (Colorado potato beetle)
Lineage: Eukaryota; Metazoa; Arthropoda; Insecta; Coleoptera; Chrysomelidae
Gene: CycT
Product: Cyclin T
Biological process (GO): regulation of transcription by RNA polymerase II
Molecular function (GO): cyclin-dependent protein serine/threonine kinase regulator activity
Source: RefSeq, a predicted model, not a curated record
UCAUUUGAGUAAAUAUUUCCUACUUUUAGUCAGUUGAGAGUUUUUGUUUUCAAAAAAUAAAGUGGGAAUAAGCUUUUUGUAUGUAAAAUUGUGCUGCGUAAUUAACCAAAUUAUUUCUGAAUGGUGUAAUUCCACAGAACUCUUGAACGGUGACAAAUCCAACGAUCAUUUAGAUUCUGUGCUGUUUAUCGUGGUUGGUCGGCCAUCGAACAGUGAAUAACAUCAAAUUCUACGACUUCGUAAAUACAUCCUUUUUAGUAAUAUAUAAACUACCUCGUCUUCACUGAAAGUUUCUCAGACUAACACUGAAAGGAUGCCUAUGGAUUUGAACUAAUUUACCCAAAGUCGCUUUGUCUUUUUCCUGGUGAAAUCUAGAGCAAGAGAGACUGGGAAACCCUAAGAAAUAGUGACGCAAUUAACUCGCGAAUACUUCAACCUUGUGAUAAGUGAAUUGUCAGUAUUUGUUUUGCGAGUUAUUGUUGUUUUGAUGGUGCGAAUUGCUACACAUUCAAAAACCACCAUUAUUUUAAUUUCCACAUUAUUUUGAUGUCGAUGACGCCAUCUGUAUUCCCUUCAAGAUAAAUGGCUAAUCCGAAUCCCGUUCAGAUAUGGUAUUUCACAAAGGAGCAACUGGAAAACUCCCCUUCAAGAAGGGCUGGCCUCGAUGCCCACAAAGAGCUGGGGUACAGGCAACAGGCUGCUAACUUCAUACAGGAUAUGGGACAGAGGCUGAAAGUGUCUCAACUAUGCAUAAAUACAGCCAUAGUGUAUAUGCACCGCUUUUAUGUAUUUCAUUCAUUUACAAAUUUCCCAUGGCACCAGAUGGCUUCUGCAGCUCUCUUCCUAGCCGCCAAAGUGGAAGAGCAACCCAGAAAGUUGGAGUAUGUUAUAAGAGUUUCAAAUAUGUGCAAAAACAACAAAGACACAAACAUCGACAUAAACUCUGAAAGGUAUAUUUCCCAAUCUCAGGAUUUAGUGUUCAAUGAAAAUAUCUUGCUGCAAACUUUAGGAUUUGAUGUGGCUAUAGAUCACCCGCACACACAUGUCGUUCAAUGUUGCUACUUGGUAAGAGCCAGCAAGGAUUUAGCUCAGACCUCAUAUUUCAUGGCAAGUAAUAGCUUACACCUGACUACAAUGUGCCUGCAAUACAAACCCAAAGUUGUAGCCUGCUUUUGUAUUCUGGUGGCAUGCAAGUGGUCCAACUGGGAGAUCCCGCUAUCCAAUGAAAACAGAGAGUGGUAUUCGUACGUUGAUCCUACGGUAACAGCAGAGCUGCUUCAACAACUGACUGAAGAGUUCCUGGUGAUAUUCGAGUCUUGUCCUUCGAGGUUGAAGGAAAAGAUCAUGGCCGUAGGGGACAUCAGUCAUCCUCCGGCAAUAACCUUUAACCAGAAAUUUGAUCAGGAUCCCAGAAAGAUAAUCAAAGAACCGGGAAGGGAUCAGCAGCAUGCGCACCGAUCGAGCGUAGAAGGCGAUCCACACAAGCACCGAUCUUCGAGACCGCACGACUCUGUUUCUUCGUCCUCCAGCCAGCAGCAACGUGACAGAGCUAAUCGCGAUCGGUUACCACCAUCCCACCACAAACCUCCGAUGCCGGUUCAACCGAAAGUCCCACCUCAUGGCCACCAUCGGCCUCCUCUUGACCCCAAACUGAAACCGCACUCUAGACCGCCGAUGGGGUACUCUUCUAGCAGCCGCGUGGAACCCCGAGACAUUCUCCGAGAAGCUCCUAUCUCUCCCUUUGGUAUCGCUAACAAAGACCAAAGAGAGACGAGCAGUAACAGUGACUCGAAGAGGGACUAUAUCGCACCGAAACAGGAGGCGAGCGGUUUCAGUUAUUCAACAGAGAAGCACCGGAUCGACCAGAGUCGGCAGAGAAUCGCACCGAUCGCGAAGCCUGAUGCGCCUGUUGUGCGCAGGCACGACGAGAGCAGGCAUCAUCACGCCAAGCCGGAGCCACAGGAGAAGAAGCACCAAGACAAGCCACCGACGCACUCGAGCAAACCCAUAUCUACCUCGCAGAAAAACAAGGCAGCUUAUGCCGCGGAUCAGUCCAAGUCCGGUCCGAAGCAGAGCCAAAUCGUUGCAGUGAAGCCGUACAGCCACAAUGGGGGCGCUUACUCUGCAGCCAAGACCGAGUCUGUCAAAGAAGAGAUUCCAACGCCUGCCGUUAUCAAGAGACCAAGCCUAUUUUCGCCUGAACCGUCGCCCCCUCGCAACAAACAGCAGCCCGAGCCUACGUUACCGCCUACUGCGCUAUCGCCGUUAACGUCACCCGUGGAAAGCAGCCGCAGCAGAAAUCCGUCGAGUAGUUCAGAGCCCGAGCUGCGGCCAGUCAUGAAAAAGAUUGACCAGAUGGAAGGGUUCGAGAACCUGAUGCGGGACACGACGAUCGGCAUCAAUCGACAAGUUCCAGACGUCGUCAACCGACAAGUACCGGACGUCGUUAACCGACAAGUGCCUGAUGUUAUAACGCCUCUCGUGGAUCUGCAGACGGAGACAGUCGGUGCCAACGAAGUGCCGGACGUGGUUCCCCUUGGCGAAGGGACCGAGAGACCCGUUGCAGUAUCUAACGGCCUUGAAACAAACCCUGCCGUUAUCAGCAAUUGGCUGAAGGAAGCGACGACCGCUACGCAUUUGCCGGUCGCCAAAGUGAAUGAAGCCAAUGAAGACAAGUCUUCUGGGCACCACCAUAAGAGCAAAAAAAAGAACAAGGAGAAGCACAAACACAAGGACAAGAGCCGCGAUGAGCGCGACAAGAAGAAGAAGCACAAGGAAAAGGACCGCGAGAAGGAGCGCGACAAGCACCGCAGUAAGGAGGCAGUGCCAGACGCGGCGCCGGAGCCUAUCAAGAUCAAGAUCCAGAAGGAUAAGAUCGUGACCGAGGCACCGCUGCCCUUGCCGAUACCGGCCCCCACCGCCCCAGGUCUCAAAAUCAAGAUUCCAAAAAAUAAGAUCAACUCAGAGAGCAUCGGCGAGUUGUCGCAACCACCGCCGCCCCCGUCUUCUCAACCGCUGAGCGUCGGCAUCAAGCUGAAGAUUCCCAGGGAGAAGCUGAGCUAUUGCCCCAACCUGGACGGCGGCGGAGGUGCCAAAAAGAGAGACAGGGAGCCAUCCUCGCCACCGUCCGAGAGCAGACCCGUCAAAGUUCCCAAGCUGAACAAGGACUACAAGACAAAUGGAAGGCAUUCCAGCAGCAGCAGCAAGGUAAGCUUAGGGGGGCCUACUGCGCAUGCGCCGAAUCGAUACACGGUACCACCCGAGCACAGGGUGCCACCUCCCGGGUACACCGCGCCGCCUCCCGGGUACACCCCGCCGCAUCCUCGCGAUUACAGGUUCCAACAUCCUCCUCCACCGCCACCUGCGAACCCUGUCUAUUUUUUUCCCGCGGCACCGCCUCCCAGCAUGCCAAACGUGACUGUCCCGCCUCCAUAUGUUUACCACGAUGCUUCACAGGUUUACCCAUAUUACGGCCAGGGGUAUGUCUACCACCCCGAGAUGUAUCAGCAUCAGCAGAUGAUGCUGCCGCCUCCGCCACCCCCGCACGGUUCGGCUAAUCCGCCGUUGCCAGUCGAGGCGCCCCCCAACGCGCCACCUCCUCCUCCCCCACCGGAGAGUUGAGGGGACAGUUUUUGUUGAAGGUGAUCAGUAAGAAUUUCAUUUUUAGUUUUCACAGAGUUUGGCGUUCCACAAGGUUCCGUUAUUGGCCCGGUACUCGAACGGUGCAUAUGUUUGAAUAUGGUUGACAAUGUUUUUUGAUGAAGGUUCGAAAUCCCAUUGUCUAAAAAAGCGCUGACUGACUGGAAAUCUAUUACAAACUGGGGAAAAAUUAAUAAAAUAUUGAAAAAAUGCCAGGUCAAAAAUAUUGUCAUAAGUUUGUAGAAAUAAAAAGGAAUAUAAAAAUACUAAUUGAUGCUUAUUUAUAAAAAAAUCAAAUGAUUGUGACCUGCAAUAGAAAUAAUAAAAAUGAGGUUUAUUUAUCAUGUACAAUUUUUUUCAUAAAGUAAUAUUGUGUAUAAUAGAAUAAAUAGUGCAUAAUAGAAUGGUUCUUCUGUAAAUUUAUCAGAUCAGAUUCCCUUGUCAGAUUCCCAUUGUCCACAAUCAUGAAAGAGCAGGAAAUGAAACAUUUUUUUUAAAGGUAGUUACCCUAGCGGCCAAUGAACUUGGUUUAUUUUCGGCACUGAACGAGGUGACCACCAUUGCUCACAUCAAAGCCACAGAGAUCACAUCACUUCUGAGGGUAGUCAAGGUAAUGCGUAUGCAUGGAGUUUUCUGCUCCACAACAUUGAAAAUCUCAGCUUUUGCAAGCUUUGCUGUCUUAAGGUAGAGUCAGAAACUAAGGGGUUCAUCAUGGCCUUCCAGAAUGGUCUCUUUUUAUCACUUUGAUCUAGCAUUGUAGCGUGAUGAUUAUAUAUGUUCCUGACACCAGGUCCGCAUAUACAGUCUCAAUCCAUAUUCAUCUACAUAAGGCAGCCCUAAGAGUGCUUGUAGACUUGUGUUUUCAGCACUGCAGACUCAUUGUAAAUCCCGGAGGAACGCCUUUUUGACUGUUCAGAAAUUACUCUGUAUGUUUUAGAUGAUAACAUUUCAUUAUUAUUCAACUAUAACAAAUAAAUCUACGAACUGAUACUACUCUAAGUAAGAAACAAUAUACCAUUCCAUCUGAACCUUGAGAAUUCCUUCUGUAUCGAUAUACAAUAUUGGGAAUUAAUGUUUUCUUACUGAUCACCAAUAUUUCACCUAAAUUAUGUGCAUAAUAUACUUUGUUGACUUAACCUGUCCCCUGUAGGUACUAUAUCUAUAGUGACGAAAUAUGUCUAUACGAUUAUCAAACUUGGUGUACAUUUGUUACCCAGAUACAUGCUUCUGCAUGUAUCUCAAAUCGUUUUAUCUACAUAAAAUAAUAUCUAGCAAUUCCUGUACAUACUUUUUUUAUCGUUAUAUUUUGUUUUGUUGAAUAUCUGUUAUUGGAAUAAAAUUAUAUUGUGGAAUGAA